CCGCUGAUCACAAUCGAUUCCAUCCCGUUGGUACUGGCUGAAGAGGAAAUCUAGAGCGAGGUCUCAGAGGGGCAGUCCACAUGGUGCUAUCAUCAAUAAUCAAACUGCAGAAGCUGAAUUGAAAACGAAGAUGCAAGUCAGCAAAGUCAAUAGUUUGAAGACUGACGACAGUAUCGAUGUCAUGGUCCGAAAAAUCAUAUAAAAAGGUGAAGAAAUUUCCCUUCUGGAGAUGUAUUCCUCACCAGCAGAACACUCCAUCUACACUUCUCCAAUAAAUCUAGUUCACCGCAAAACACUCUCAAAAUCUUCAUUUUAACAACUACAUUCAUCAUGAAGUUCAUCUAUACCACCAGCAUCAUCACCGCCAUUUUGGCAGCUGUUGUUCCAGCUCUACCGGUCGCUGAACCCGAAGCUAAUGUUGCUAUCGCCGCCCUUGAGAAGCGGGGAAGUACUCAAUUCGCAGUCUACACUGACUCUGGUAUGUCAAUUUCCUAUCAAUCCAUUCAUUCUACACAACUACGCCUAUCCUCCUCUUACUAUCUCAAACUAACACUCACAUCACAGCAUGUGGAGGUGGAGCCGUAAUUUUCACCGACGGAGCCGCAACAACCAAAGGAAACUUCGGCGCUACUCAACACAGUAUCAAGAUCUUGAGCUUAACUCCCAACUUCCAUGUUACUUUCUAUUCGGGUCUUAAUCAAGGAGGUGAUAAGUCUCAAUUUGGAACUGCUUCUGUUGGAGGUUGUGUUGCGAAUGUUAAUUAUUUGAGUUAUGGGUUUUAUUCCGGUGCUUAAGUAGUGGGAGGAGAGGAUUAGAAGGGGUUGGGGUCGGAGAAUUGGAAUGGGAAUGGGAAGAUUGAUGGCGAGGGAAGGGAGAGUGGUACUGGAGUGUAUUCAGUGGAAGAGAAUGGAAGCUGUUGUUUAUUCAUUCUUUCUUUCAUUUGGCUCAGAACGACUGUCUCCGACUCUCCGGACUGUACCGGAGAGGCUCACAGAAUUUCUCGUGUCCAUCUAUACAUACACUCUUUUAUGAAUUUAACAACGGUUCAUUUUAUAUUGAUUGAUACUCAGUUCAUUUCCUAGUACCCCAAAGCCAGAUUUUGAUGAUUGUUAUGAUGAAAUAAUGAAGGCAAUGAUAGAAUGAUUGAAUGAUUGAUUAAAUCUC
Messenger RNA from Sclerotinia trifoliorum, 1164 nucleotides. Lineage: Eukaryota; Fungi; Ascomycota; Leotiomycetes; Helotiales; Sclerotiniaceae. The record is from the annotation of a GenBank genome assembly.